AUGGAUGCCACAGUAUUCGAAGAAUGGUUCAAAAACAUACUUGUAAGACUUCCGCAGGGAUCCGUAAUUGUAAUGAAUAACGCAAGUAGUAGACGAGUCGAUAAGCUGCCGACGUCGUGUUGGAAGAAAGCAGAUAUCACUGAGUGGUUACAAAUGAAAACUAUUCCUUUUGAAUCGACCAUGUCAAAAGCGGAGCUCCUCAACUUGGCUAAACGUCAUAAGUCAAAAUUCGUCAGGUAUGUCACCGAUGAGAUGGCGAAGACUAAAGGAAUGUCGGUUCUUCGGUUGCCGCCUUAUCACUGUGAAUUGAAAACAAUAGAGUUGGUUUGGGCUCAAGGUAAAGGAUUCAUCGCAAGGAAUAAUAAGACCUUCAAGCUGUGUGAAGUAAAGAAAUAA
Messenger RNA from Leptinotarsa decemlineata (Colorado potato beetle), 396 nucleotides. RefSeq lists its product as uncharacterized. Lineage: Eukaryota; Metazoa; Arthropoda; Insecta; Coleoptera; Chrysomelidae. The record is from RefSeq and is a predicted model, not a curated record.